GGGCGCGGAGGCGCGAGCCUCAUGAAUGAGAGGAACGUGCCCCGCGCGAGACGCUGCGCGCGCCCGGGCCGGGGAGCCAAUGGGAGCGCCGGGAGGGCUCGGGCCCUGGCACUGAGGGCCGCGGCCGCGCGCCGGCACGAAGGCGAGCGUCGCGAGCGGGAGCGCGCGGGAGCGGGGCGGGCGUGGAGCGUGCGGGGGCCGCGCGCUGCCUCUUCUCUCAGCGGCCGGACGGCACUGCCGGGAAGCGGCGGUGACAACGACGGCGCCGGUGACGGGCGCCGCGCCGCAGGUGAGACACAUAACACAGCUCACCUCUGCGUCUGCCAAGCCCAAGCUUGAAGAUGGAAGAUCAGAGACCUUGAGAAAUCUGGAGACUGGGACAUCUUGGAGCCUUGGCUUUAUCCAUGGUGGUCUGUUAGAAUAUCGCCAGGAGAAGCUGCUCUUCAUCCCCGCUGCUUCUGGAGAAGGGCAUGGCUUCGCGGAUUUUAAGUUUCCCUUUAGCUGUGCAUGAACUCUAUGGGAAACAGCGCCCCUAAAAGGAUCAGGAGUAACAGGAAGAGGCUGAAGACGCUUGGGCUGCUGUUUUCCCUCCCCCUUCAAAGAAAAGGAUUUACAGCUCUGCUCUGGAACAGCUGCUGACCAGUAUUGGCCAUCAGGAGAGAAAUAAAUAAAAUUAAGCCUCUGUCGCCAAAGGCAGGUCCUGGUGAAGACAAGGUGUGGGAGUGGUGGCCCCAGGAAGACUGCCCAGAAGGGGCAAGCGCUGCAGUUAGAAGAGCUUCUUUCUUGAAGGCUGAUGGGCUGGGGUUCAUUUUGAGUCAUGAGAGGAGGAAGGGCACAACUUUAGGUGCCCUUACUGUUUAGCUGCUGCUGGGUCUCCUUGGGGGAAUGCCCCUGCCUUAGGGAGCCCCGCCUCAUCCAUCUGCCCCUGACUGUGUGCUGCGCAGUCUGUGGUCCAGGCCCAGCUCUCAGGCUGCUGCAGGCGCUCCAGGAUCUCCUAAUCUGCCCUGGGCCUUGCUCCAGGGUGGCAGCUCCUCAGCUUUUGAAGCCACCUUUCCCCUCCUGUGCUUCCCCUUCUCUGGGACCUGUGAGCUGCAGUGUUCUCAGAAGAGGGAAGGUGCUACCUUGACAGCUCCAGCCUCCCCUGGUUGGCGCCCUCUCUGCUGCCCCUCGCCCGGUUUCUUGCCUGUCCUGCCGCCGCGUGUGCCUGGCUAUGCGGCAGGGCAGCUCUCCCUUCACAGCUCCAACAUGCCCUCAGAGUCUGGAAAGAGGUUCAAACCCAGCAAGUAUGUCCCGGUCUCCGCAGCUGCUGUCUUCCUAGUGGGUGCCACCACGCUCUUCUUCGCCUUUACGUGUCCGGGACUGAGCCUCUAUGUGUCACCUGCAGUGCCCAUCUACAAUGCGAUCAUGUUUCUCUUUGUGCUGGCCAACUUCAGCAUGGCCACCUUCAUGGACCCAGGGGUUUUCCCUCGAGCGGAGGAGGAUGAGGACAAAGAAGAUGACUUCCGAGCUCCCCUGUACAAAACAGUGGAGAUCAAGGGCAUUCAGGUGCGCAUGAAGUGGUGUGCCACUUGCCGCUUCUACCGGCCGCCGCGCUGCUCGCACUGCAGUGUCUGUGACAACUGCGUGGAGGAAUUCGACCACCACUGUCCCUGGGUGAACAACUGCAUUGGCCGCCGGAACUACCGUUACUUCUUCCUCUUCCUCCUCUCCCUGACAGCCCACAUCAUGGGCGUGUUUGGUUUUGGCCUCUUGUAUGUCCUGUACCACUUAGAGGAGCUCUCGGGCGUCCGCACAGCUGUCACCAUGGCAGUGAUGUGUGUGGCAGGCUUAUUCUUCAUCCCUGUCGCAGGUCUCACAGGAUUUCAUGUGGUGCUGGUGGCCAGGGGACGCACAACCAAUGAGCAGGUUACGGGUAAAUUCCGGGGAGGUGUGAACCCCUUCACCAAUGGCUGCUGUAACAAUGUCAGCCGCGUACUCUGCAGCUCCCCAGCGCCCAGGUAUCUGGGGAGACCAAAGAGAGAGAAGACGAUUGUCAUCAGGCCUCCUUUCCUUCGGCCGGAAGUAUCUGAAGGGCAGAUCACGGUGAAGAUCAUGGAUAAUGGCAUCCAGGGAGAGCUGAGGAGGACAAAGUCCAAGGGCAGCUUGGAGAUCACAGAGAGCCAGUCGGCAGAUGCAGAGCCGCCGCCGCCACCCAAACCGGACCUGAGCCGCUACACAGGGCUGCGAACACACCUCAGCCUGGCUCCGCAUGAGGAUAGCAGCCUGCUGGGCCCUGACAGCCCUCCAACACCCACCAUGUACAAGUACCGGCCAGGCUACAGCAGCAGCAGCGCGGCGGCUGCCAUGCCGCACUCCUCCAGUGCCAAGCUGAGCCGAGGGGACAGCCUGAAGGAGCCCACGUCCAUUGCAGAGAGCAGCCGCCACCCCAGCUACCGCUCUGAGCCCAGCCUGGAGCCAGACAGCUUUCGUUCUCCCACCUUUGGCAAGAGCUUCCACUUUGACCCCCUGUCCAGUGGCUCGCGCUCCUCCAGCCUCAAGUCUGCACAGGGCACGGGCUUUGAGCUGGGCCAGCUGCAGUCCAUCCGCUCGGAGGGCACCACCUCCACCUCCUACAAGAGUCUGGCCAACCAGACGCGCAAUGGAAGCCUGUCCUAUGACAGCCUGCUCACGCCAUCGGACAGCCCUGACUUCGAGUCUGUACAGGCGGGCCCUGAACCUGAGCCGCCACUGGGAUACACCUCACCCUUCCUGUCGGCUCGCCUGGCCCAGCAGCGUGAGGCUGAGCGCCAUCCACGUCUGGUGCCUGCUGGCCCGCCCCGUGAGCCGUCCCCGGUCCGCUAUGACAAUCUGUCGCGUCACAUCGUGGCCUCACUGCAGGAACGCGAGAAGCUGCUGCGCCAGUCACCCCCGCCCCUGGGCCGUGAGGAGGAGGCCGGCGUGGGGGACUCAGGCAUCCAGUCUACGCCAGGCUCUGGGCACGCCCCGCGCACUAGCUCCUCUUCUGAUGAGGCCAGGCGCUCACCACUGGCCAAGACUCCGCUGGGCCGCCCCUCUGGGCCCCGCUUUGGCAAGCCUGAGGGGCUCCGGGCUCGGGGCCUCGGGUCCCCCGAGCCAACCCCAGCCGCCCCUUUCCUGGGCAGGUCCACAUCUUACAGCAGCCAAAAAGCCCCAGCCAGUGUCUCGGAGGUGGAGGAGGUGGCCUUGCAGCCCCUGCUGACCCCCAAAGACGAAGUACAGCUCAAGAGCGCCUACAGCAAGUCAAAUGGGCAGCCCAAGAGCAUGGGCCCCGCCCCGCCUGGCCCAGCACAGCCACCGCUCAGCAGCCCCACGCGUGGAGGAGUGAAGAAGGUGUCUGGGGUGGGCGGCACCACCUAUGAGAUCUCUGUGUGAGCCACCUGCCCACCUGCUGCCUACACCAAAGGGCCCCGGCCACCUUCUGCCCUCCUGCCGAUCUGGUGAGCACCCUCGGAGGAGGACAGACAGAUGGACUGAGCCGUGGAUGUGCGCCGGGCCUGGGCCAGAGACUGGGGAGCUGCCCGGCCUCAAUCCUUGGGCAGCCACCCUCCUCCCCGACCAGACUCAGUGGACAUUGUGCAAUGCUCGCUCUGGACGGAACCAGAUCAUUUUUAAACCAGAAAUAAUUUUUUUUAUUAUUGUUACGGAUUCUAUUUUUUUCCUCUUCUGCGUUACCAGGUGUGUGUGUACAUAUAUAUAUAUAUAUAUUAUAUAUAUUAUAAAUAUCAAAGAAAUUAUAUAUCUAUCCUGGCUGGGAAGAUGGGGAGAACUGUGUACAAGGAAGGGGGUGUCCCUCUUCCCUCUCCUCAGGCCAGCAGGAAGAGACUAAGUUCCCCCCCGCCCCAGGAACCAGCACCUUGUAUUGGUGCUGGAGCAGGGCCUAGGCCUGCAGGAGGGGCAGCCUGGGGAGGGGGAGGAGAGGUGAGGGGCUUGCUGUGGGUGGGCAGGCAGUAGGAGCACUGGCCUGGCCCCUGGGCAGUAGCACUGGGACCCCUUCCUGGGGGAGUGAGGGGGCUUCAGGAGUCCCUCCGAACUCUCCCCAGCUUACAGAGUUAACAUUAUUUUAAAAUCAAAGGACAGGAAAAAAGAAUCCCAAAAGCAAUAUUUUUAAUCACAUGCCAAAAACUGGGGGUGAGAGAAGGAGCAGCAGGCCUGUGCCCCUCUGCUGUGCUGCCCUGGCGUUGCCCUCAGCCCCACCUGUUCGGCGCCGGGUAGAGAUGCAGGGUUCUGACAGCACGGGAAGGCCCAGCCUCCACACAGAGGCCCGUUUAUUUUUUAUUCUGAUUAGUCAUUUUAAACCAACAAGGAAUAAAAAAAAAUCCUGCUCUCACCA
Messenger RNA from Octodon degus (degu), 4348 nucleotides. RefSeq names its product zinc finger DHHC-type containing 5 (gene Zdhhc5). The transcript has 12 exons. Gene Ontology annotation, biological process: protein palmitoylation. The record is from RefSeq and is a predicted model, not a curated record. NCBI's taxonomy places the organism in Eukaryota, Metazoa, Chordata, Mammalia, Rodentia, Octodontidae. Gene Ontology annotation, molecular function: palmitoyltransferase activity. The coding region runs from base 1246 to 3390 and encodes 714 amino acids.